AUGGUCGUAAUCCCGGCCAACGGACACGAGAGACGCCGUGUCCUAGUAGACCGCGACGAGCAAUAUCUGGUACGCUGGACGCCAGACACGUCGACUACCAAACCACCGCUCAGCUGGCAUUCGGUUAAGGACCUAGUGCGAUGUCUAGAGCAAAUCCAGGACUACCUCGAAGUGAGGGAGAAGUAA
Molecule: messenger RNA, 186 nt
Organism: Alternaria infectoria
Lineage: Eukaryota; Fungi; Ascomycota; Dothideomycetes; Pleosporales; Pleosporaceae
Exons: 2
Coding region: 1-186 (61 amino acids)
Source: RefSeq, a predicted model, not a curated record